CGACGUGUCGUAGAUCUUUCGUUCCAAUUGGCCAGAAACUGCCGAGUUCCGGUUAACCUCGCCAACCCCCAUCGGUCCGUAUAAAACCGCGGUGCGAGACAAAGCCCGAUCCAGUCCAGCUGAUCCGACCCAGAUAGGUUACUGCUGCAUGUAAACUCUCCCGACAUAGGCGUCAGGAUCCCAGACUGACUGCGGAGGUUUAAACUCCUGGGACGCGAAUGAAGAAACUUCUCCUGCUUCACUUCACAUACAGAGGUUUAGUGAGAAAAGGGAAAAAGAGUAAAAGAAGAAAAUGGACCGUUUUAAAUUGCGGAAAGCAGAACCCAAAGAUGUGCCUGACAUUCUGCGACUCAUAAAGGAACUGGCUAAAUAUGAAGACAUGGAAGAUCAAGUGAUACUGACUGAGAAAGAUCUACUUGAGGACGGAUUUGGGGACCACCCAUUUUACCACUGCCUGGUGGCAGAAGACCCCAGUGAGCAGAGCAACAACAAUGGUCCUGUGGUAAUUGGCUUUGCCAUGUACUACUUCACCUAUGACCCCUGGAUCGGCAAGCUGCUUUACCUGGAAGACUUCUUCGUCAUGAAAGAGUACAGGGGUAAGCACAAACACUUCCCCUCUGACCUGACCAAUAACCAUAAACUUUCAUCCUCCGUCCAUUUUUACUGCUUUCCCAUUGUCUUCUCUCUUUUUCCACCAGGGUUUGGCAUCGGCUCAGAGAUCCUCAAGCUCCUCAGUCAUACGGCGGUCAAGUCUCGCUGCAGCAGCAUGCACUUCAUCGUCGCCGAGGGCAACCAGGCGUCGAUAGAGUUCUACAAGCGUCGCGGCGCCGCAGACCUCUCUCUGGAGGAGGGAUGGAGACUCUUCAAGAUCGACAAGAGCUCUCUCCUCAAGAUGUCAUCCGGCCCCGAAGAGUGAGCUGGCCCAGAGACACAGAAAAAGAUGGGGAUUGGAGUGAGAGACUUGGGGUCAAUUUCAAUUCAGUUAAUUAUUUGCCUGUCUCUCACUUCAGCAGUGGGGUGUGUGACUACUGACAAUAGAUAAAUAUUUUUAAAAAGGGGCAUUAAACAUUACUAAUCACUUCAUUUAGGGUUCAUGAAUACUUAUUUUAAUAGAUCAAAUAUUUUAUCUAAAGCCAUCAUUUUAGUAGUUGAUGUAGUUUUUAGUUUAUUCUGCUAAUCAACAAACCUUAAAGCCUUUUGUGUAGGAAUCCUAUCUAGAACCUGAAAGGGUGUAGCGUGCUCCAUUUCCUUAUAGACCAAUCUAGGUAACUAAUCCUAAAUUAUAGUAAUUUGUAGUUUUAAUGUGUUUAUGUUUUUGCAAUUAAAAGAUUCAGAGCGUA
Molecule: messenger RNA, 1340 nt
Organism: Salmo salar (Atlantic salmon)
Lineage: Eukaryota; Metazoa; Chordata; Actinopteri; Salmoniformes; Salmonidae
Source: RefSeq, a predicted model, not a curated record